Myotis lucifugus (little brown bat) is the source of this 2001-nucleotide messenger RNA. Its product is annotated as cyclic nucleotide-gated cation channel beta-3. The coding region runs from base 1 to 2001 and encodes 666 amino acids. Gene Ontology annotation, cellular component: photoreceptor outer segment; plasma membrane; intracellular cyclic nucleotide activated cation channel complex. The transcript is spliced from 14 exons. Gene Ontology annotation, molecular function: cGMP binding; intracellularly cAMP-activated cation channel activity; protein-containing complex binding. NCBI's taxonomy places the organism in Eukaryota, Metazoa, Chordata, Mammalia, Chiroptera, Vespertilionidae. The record is from RefSeq and is a predicted model, not a curated record. Gene Ontology annotation, biological process: monoatomic cation transmembrane transport.
AUGGAGGCUGUGCGGGCCCGGGAGGCCCAGGUCAAACCUCGGAAGGAAGGUGGAGAUCCAAAAAGCAAACCACCUGGAGCCCCUCCUGUAAGUGAGUGCGCAGCGGCCCAGCUGCGAGGCCUGGUGAGAAGGCUGCGGCUCCAGACCGCCCUCUGCGGGAGGCGGCUGGCAGAGGGAGGCCUGUCCUCUGAGGCCAGCCCCCCAACCGGUAAGCCCUGGUCCUCAGCCCAGCCCACAGCUGUGCGGUGCGCGCAGGACCAUCGCGGCCUCAAGCCGCAGGAGCGAGUCCGGCUCCCCAGCAGCAUCGACUCCUGCACAGGAGCGCUGACGGCCCUGCCCGCCGUCCUGCGCACGUGUCCUGGGCUCGUGGCUCCGGCUGGGGAGCUGGACGUGGAGCCAGUCCCUCCACAGGCCUCUGGGCUGAGGGGACCGAUGGAUCCCCAUGAGCUAGCAAGGCACUACAGGAGUUCUACAAAAUUUCAGCUGGAUGUGGCGUCAGUGAUCCCAUUGGAUGUGUUUGGCCUCUUCUUUGGCUUUAAUCCAAUAUUUAGGAUAAACAGGAUAUUGAAGUACAGGUCAUUCUUUGAGUUUAAUCACCGCCUGGAAUCGAUUAUGAACAGAGCGUAUAUCUACAGGGUCGCUCGGACGGCGGGCUGCUUGCUGUUUGCUCUGCACGUGAAUGCCUGCAUCUACUACUGGGCUUCCAACCACCAAGGCAUCGGAACCACCAGAUGGGUGUACAAUGGUGAAGGAAACAUGUAUCUGAGAUGUUAUUACUGGGCAGUCCGAAGUUUGAUUACCAUUGGGGGUCUUCCAGAACCACAAACUUUAUUCGAAAUUGUGUUUCAGCUGCUGAACUUUUUCCUGGGAGUUUUCGUGGUCUCCAGCUUGAUUGGUCAGAUGCGCGAUGUCAUCGGAGCCGCCACGGCUGCGCAGAACAACUUCCGGGCCAGCCUGGAUCGCACGGUCACCUACAUGCACUCCUACGCCAUCCCCAGGCGAGUGCGGGCCCGCGUCCAGGCCUGGUAUGAGUACACGUGGGACGCGCAGAGGAUGCUGGACGAGUCGGACCUGCUCGAGGCCCUGCCCGCCGCCAUGCAGUCAGCCCUCGCCGUGGACAUGAACUUCAGCAUCCUCAACAACAUCGACCUGUUCAAGGGCUGUGACACCCAGAUGCUUCAUGACCUGCUGCUCAGGUUGAGGUCCACCGUCUGCUUACCUGGUGACUUUGUCUGCAGAAAGGGAGAAAUCGGCAAGGAAAUGUACAUCGUGAAGCAGGGGGAAGUCCGGGUUCUUGGAGGCGCUGAUGGAGCUCAAGUUCUGGUCACUCUGAAAGCUGGGACAGUGUUUGGAGAAAUCAGCCUCCUGGCAGCGACAGGAAGCCGCCGGACCGCCAGCGUGGUAGCCCACGGCUUCGUGCACCUUCUCGCCCUGGACAGGAAGUCCCUCCGGGAAACCCUGGUGCAUUACCCGGACUCAGAAAAGCUCCUCGUGGAGAAAGCCAGGUGCGCCCCACGACCCCCUAGAGGCAUCGCUCUCCGUCCCCGAGGAGACGGUGCGGGGAGGGCGGGCAGCCUUGUCCACGAUACCACACGCACAUGGAGCAGUGCUGUGGGCUGUGCGUGGGGCCACGGGCCGAGCAAGGCCACGCCUGUGCCCCCAAGCCAACCCCCAUCACACGCCUCCCCACAGGGCACUGCUCGGCAGCGACCUCUCCCACGCAAGGACUUGCCUUCCUCUUCCCACCAAGACCAGAGACACCCGAGCCCUGUGGACUCUCGGAGAGCGAACCACGCAGGUGAGAAGGGACUGCGGCCCAGGGAGACCUGGCCCAAUGCACCCCCAUCCCAGUGCACCCCCACCUACCCGCUCCCACCUAUCCUGCUCCCACUUACUGGUUCAGAGGAGUCGGUUGGAGAAGAGAGACUGGAGUUUCUCCCUGAGACUUCCCCACAGGGGGAAAACCACACUUUCUAUAGUAUUUUUAUGGCGUUCUGUUAA